AUGGCAUUUGUUGCUUAUCGUGAUUAUACAAAUGCUGAACGUUUCGAUGUGAUUGAUUUUCAUCAAGCACCAAAUCUUGAUCUAGUUCGAAACAAAAUUGAAAGUGAAAAACCCAUUGCAAAUGAUGAUGUAUGUGAAGAUGUUCAAGGUGGUUUAGAAAAAGCAUUAGGAUUAAGUUGGACACGAACUCCAGAAAAUCAUUCAUCCAUUCGAAAUAAAGAUAAAUCUUCGUGUGCAGCACAAAUGAUCAUUUGGGUUGGUGAUUGCCCUGGACAUACAGCAUUUUGUCAUGAUAAAGGCACUACUUGGGAUAAACAUUUAACUGGUUUGCCUGAUGUUCGACCGAUGAAAGAAAUAAUCAUGGAAAUAAAAGAUCGUGGUAUUUUUCUUUUAUUAUCCAAAUUUACAAAACAUGUUGACUUUAUUUUUAAAAAUAUUGAAAAAAUUUUUAAAGAUGAUAACAAAAACAAUCAAGUGAAGCGUAUUUCAUUGAAUCCUGAAGAUACAACAUCAUUUCUUAAUCAAAUUUCACAACAUAUUAACACAAUCAUUGCAACUGAAUUUAUGUAA
Molecule: messenger RNA, 570 nt
Organism: Rotaria sp. Silwood1
Lineage: Eukaryota; Metazoa; Rotifera; Eurotatoria; Philodinida; Philodinidae
Source: the annotation of a GenBank genome assembly